UAAUGAGAUUUUGGCAUUUUGCACUUUAACUAAUCUAUAAAUACAAAGCCACACGCAAAUGGAAAUUGCGGCAGAGCGAGAAUUAGAAUGAGAGUGAGAGCUGCAGAAGCUUAAAGAAAUUCAUUGAAUCAUUUCGGAUUAUUACUGAUUUUCUGACAUGGGCUUGGAGGAAAGGCCUAUUCAGCUACCCAAUGAAAAAGACAAAACUCACCCAACAGGAACUAUAUGUGUGCAUGCCUUUUCUGAUCUAACCUACAUUUCUCCAGUGGUAUUCUUAUAUCUCCUGAAAGAAUGUUAUAUUCAUGGCACAUGUAAGGCAACUAUGAAGUUUCGAGCUCUUCAACAAGAAGUUUAUCAAGUGCUACAUAAUGAUCCCCAACCUGGCCCAGCCACGUUUGUUAUUCAGUGUCUAUAUGUCUUGCCCAUAUUUGGAUUAUAUUGUGAAGGCUUCAGUCAUUUAAUUGUAUCUGCUCUACGCCGUUUCCUAAAAUUGGGAACCGAUCCAGCAGACUCCUUGGAAGCAAAGGACCUAGCUACUCAGUUAUUUCUUGAUAUUGCACGGGGUUUUGUGAACCAUGAUGAGAGGAUUGUUGUGAAGAUACUUGAAGUUUUUGAUAUCAAAUUGAAUAAUAUUGAGAAAGCCAUGUACCAAGUAAAGGAAAGGAAUGAGUGUGGUUGUGAUGCAGCCAAGUCAUUUCUUGAGCAAUACAUUUUUGAACUGAUAGAGUCUCAGUCAUACAUGGUAGCAGUCUCUCUGUUAGAGCAAUUUUCCAUUCGCCAAUCCAGACAGUCUUUUCUCCUCAGUAUGAUACAGAACAAACAAUUUCAAGCAGCAGGCAAGUGGGCAACAUUUAUGGGAAAGCAAAUGUUAUGUGUACUUGUUCAGGAAUACAUUGACAGGAACAUGUUAAAGCAUGCAAAUGAUAUCAUAAAGAAAAACAAUCUGCGGCAGGAAUUUCCCGAUGUAUAUCAUAAGAGCAAAGAAAGCUCACUAAAGAAGCUGGCAGAAAAAGGAUGUUGGGAAGUUGCAGAGGCAAAGACAAACAGUGAUAGACAACUUCUUGAAUACUUGGUUAAUUUGGCCGUGGAAGCUGGUUACUCUGAGAAGGUUGAUGAGCUGUGUGAUCGAUACUCCCUUGAAGGUUUUCUGCAUAUCAAAGUGCCCGACACAAGUUAUCUGCAUAGUCGCUAUCUUCAUCUUAACAAAUUGGUGGUCGAAGACAUAAAUUGGGUUGAUGAAGUUGAUGGUUUGCGAAAUGCGACAUGCCAUUUUGAGGGAUGUAAAGUUGUGGGUGUUGAUUGUGAAUGGAAGCCCAAUUAUGAAAAAGGCAGCAAACCAAAUAAGGUUUCGAUCAUGCAGAUUGCUUCCGAAAAGACGGUUUUCAUCUUUGAUCUGAUAAAGUUAUUCGAAGAUGUGCCUCACAUUUUAGAUAACUGUAUGACCCGCAUAUUGCAGUCUCCAAGAAUUCUAAAACUCGGCUAUAACUUUCAAUGCGAUAUGAAGCAGCUGGCUCAUUCGUAUGGAGAGUUGGAGUGUUUCAGGCAGUAUGAAAUGUUACUGGACAUUCAGAAUGUGUUUAAAGAACGUCAAGGUGGUUUGUCUGGGCUUGCAAAGAAAAUAUUGGGGGCUGGCUUGAACAAGACAAGACGGAAUAGCAACUGGGAACAGCGACCUUUGACUCAGAAUCAGCUAGAAUAUGCUGCUCUGGAUGCUGCUGUACUUGUUCGCAUCUUCCUCCAUGUUUGCAGUCAUUCUCAGCCUGCUACUGUCACUGGGGGGCAUGAUAAAAUUGAUUGGAAAUCCCACAUUGUUUCCCAUAUGGAUAAUAACAUCAAGAAAUCCAAGAAGGAAAUUAGAAGUAAAAAGCAGUUGAAAGCAGCUCUGAUUAAAGAGCAUUGUCAAUCGAGUUAGUGCAGAAUUUCAUUCCCAUAGCAUUACACUAUAAAUUUGUAAAUACUUUUAUGUGGUUGAAGAAGACACUGCUGGUUAAAGCUGUUUCUUUACAUAUUCUGCAUGUUUAUAAUGAGUGAAACAUUGUUUUUUA
Carya illinoinensis is the source of this 2045-nucleotide messenger RNA. RefSeq lists its product as uncharacterized. Gene Ontology annotation, molecular function: nucleic acid binding; 3'-5' exonuclease activity. The record is from RefSeq and is a predicted model, not a curated record. Gene Ontology annotation, biological process: nucleobase-containing compound metabolic process. Bases 158 to 1912 code for a protein of 584 amino acids. The transcript is spliced from 11 exons. Lineage: Eukaryota; Viridiplantae; Streptophyta; Magnoliopsida; Fagales; Juglandaceae.